Molecule: messenger RNA, 312 nt
Organism: Spirodela intermedia
Lineage: Eukaryota; Viridiplantae; Streptophyta; Magnoliopsida; Alismatales; Araceae
Source: the annotation of a GenBank genome assembly
AUGUCGGGGAGGGGUAAGGGAGGGAAGGGGCUGGGCAAGGGCGGCGCGAAGCGCCAUCGCAAGGUGCUGCGGGACAAUAUCCAGGGGAUCACCAAGCCGGCGAUCCGGAGGCUGGCGAGGAGAGGAGGCGUUAAGCGCAUUAGCGGCCUUAUCUACGAGGAGACGAGAGGCGUCCUCAAGAUCUUCCUGGAGAACGUGAUCCGCGAUGCAGUCACCUACACGGAGCACGCUCGCCGGAAGACCGUGACGGCGAUGGACGUGGUCUACGCGCUGAAGAGGCAAGGCCGCACCCUGUACGGUUUCGGUGGUUAA